UUCUGCAAAAUGAACUGUUUUAAUCAGAGGUUAAGACGCACGGCUCCUAUAUGCAGCGGUGGCAGUAGAAAUGAUCUGGUGCCCUCCAAACCCGCUCGGAUGAAUGGGUGGUCUUGGCCUCCUCAAGUGGCACAAGUCAUAGGCUGGCUUAUGUUCAUCUAUAUGGCCAUUGUGAGCUUUGGCAUCUAUGUCCCUCUCCUGCCCCCGCCGUGGAACCAUGUUGCCUAUGCGCUCAUAGGAAUAGCAUUUGUUUUACAUUUUGUUACUCAUUUAGUAGCCGAGAUCAUAGACCCGGCCGAUGUGAGUGUGAGAGCUAAACAGACCUACUCCAAUCCAGUGCCACUGUUCGAUCGGACCAAGCAGUCUCAUGUCAUCCAAGACCUGCACUGCUACCUGUGUGACGUCAAAGUGGGUCCAAAGGUGAAACAUUGUGGUGUGUGCAACAAAUGUGUUCAAGAUUUUGAUCAUCACUGUAUAUGGCUGAACAACUGUGUUGGUGGACGAAACUAUUGGUAUUUUUUCGUCGCGUUGUGUUCAGCUACAUUUGGCACACUACUGUUGAUUAUAGUAAUUUUAUUUAUAUUCAUCCAGCACUAUCUGGAUCCAGACAACUUGAGGACUGCUCCACAAUUCAAUAAUUUGCUGACAAACGAGACCUGGUUGGUAUUUUUGCCCGCAGCUCCUCUAAAGACCACAUCGGCUGGUCUCCUUGUUGUAGCCUUCAUUACAGUCUUAUUGAGCCAGGUCAGUCUGCUGCUGCUUGGUCAUCUAUUAGGCCUCCAUCUUUACUUAUUGUACAAAGGGAUAAGCACACACGAUCAUAUCAAAAUGCAGCGACAAAAACAAGCCAGGAACAAAGAUCUUGAGGUGGAAAGAUCCAGUGAAAUAAAUCAUCAUAACAAAGCUGCAAAGAGUCAAACACACUCCAUUAAUUGUGAACCAACCCCUAAUUCAAGUGUUUGUGGCAGUCGCCUUUCUGAGUUUGCUGAGAUACAUGUGCCUGUUUUUGUUUAG
Messenger RNA from Periophthalmus magnuspinnatus, 1014 nucleotides. It is a transcript of the gene zdhhc11, whose product is annotated as zinc finger DHHC-type containing 11. Gene Ontology annotation, molecular function: protein-cysteine S-palmitoyltransferase activity. The record is from RefSeq and is a predicted model, not a curated record. The transcript has 10 exons. Gene Ontology annotation, biological process: peptidyl-L-cysteine S-palmitoylation; protein targeting to membrane. Lineage: Eukaryota; Metazoa; Chordata; Actinopteri; Gobiiformes; Gobiidae. The coding region runs from base 10 to 1014 and encodes 334 amino acids. Gene Ontology annotation, cellular component: Golgi apparatus; endoplasmic reticulum.